Molecule: messenger RNA, 1577 nt
Organism: Gossypium arboreum
Lineage: Eukaryota; Viridiplantae; Streptophyta; Magnoliopsida; Malvales; Malvaceae
Product: serine carboxypeptidase-like 50
Exons: 1
Coding region: 50-1375 (441 amino acids)
Biological process (GO): proteolysis
Molecular function (GO): serine-type carboxypeptidase activity
Source: RefSeq, a predicted model, not a curated record
CAGCUACAUAUUGUUAUUGGAUCCACAAGCAUUUUUAAACUAAACAAUAAUGGGUGGAAAGUCAACGACAAAAGCUUGCUUCUUCUGCUUCUUCCUCUUCCACUGCACUAUUUCCACUGAUAUCUUCCCUAAACAAGCUCUCCCUACAAAAUCUGGGUAUCUCACAGUGAAUCCAGCUUCCAAUUCCGCCAUUUUCUAUACUUUCUAUGAAGCCCAAACCCCUACGUCACCUCCUUCUCAAACCCCACUUCUUAUUUGGCUCCAAGGUGGUCCCGGUUGCUCUUCCAUGACCGGAAAUUUCUUCGAGCUUGGACCCUGGCGUGUCGUUUCUUCUUUCAGGCAAAACGUGGAACACUUGUCGCUCGAGCCAGAUCCAGGUGCUUGGAAUCGUUUAUUCGGUUUGCUUUUUCUUGAUAAUCCUAUUGGAACAGGGUUUAGUAUAGCUUCAACACCUCAAGAGAUUCCUAGAGAUCAAAUCUCUGUUGCUAAGCAUCUGUUUGUUGCCAUAACAGGGUUUAUAUCGUUAGACCCUUUGUUUAAGCAUCGUCCGGUUUAUAUUACCGGCGAAAGUUAUGCUGGGAAGUAUGUUCCUGCAAUUGGGUAUUACAUUUUGAAGCAAAACAAUGAAUUGGUAGAUUCAGAAAGGGUUAAUUUGAGAGGUGUCGCCAUUGGUGAUGGGUUCUCUGACCCUGAAACUCAGUUAGCUACACAUGGUGUUACUGCUUAUUAUUCUGGUUUGAUUAAUGAUAAGCAAAGAGAUGAGUUAGAACAAGCUCAAUGGGAAGCAAUCAAGCUAGUUAAAAUGGAGAAAUGGAGUGAAGCAACUAAUGCUAGGACAAAAGUAAUGGAUUUAUGGCAAAACAUGACAGGGUUAGCCACUUUAUAUGAUUUCACAAAGCAAAAGCCAUAUCAAACAAGCUUGGUCACCAAGUUUCUCAACAUAAAUGAGGUUAAAAAGGCUUUGGGGGUGAAUGAAUCCAUGGUGUUUGAGAGUUGUAGUGGGGUUGUAAGGGCUGCAAUGCAUGAAGAUAUGAUGAAGAGUGUGAAAUACAUGGUGGAAGCUUUAUUGGGAAACACUAGGGUGUUGUUGUACCAAGGGUUGUAUGAUGUGAAAAUUGGUGUGGUACCAAAUGAAGCUUGGGUGAAGACAAUGAAAUGGAAUGGGAUUAGGGAGUUUUUAAUGGCUGAUAGAAUGAUUUGGAGAGUUAAUGGUGAGGUUGCUGGUUAUGUGCAAAAAUGGGAGAACUUGACCAAUGUUGUGGUUUUAGGGGGUGGUCAUAUUUUGCCUACCGAUCAGCCAUUAAAUUCUCAAGCAAUGAUUGAAGGUUGGGUUUUAGAGAGUGGACUCUUUGGUGGGGAGGUGAAGGAUGCUUAAAACCAUGCAUUUAAUGAACCUUAUUGUAACCAUCAUGGGUCGGGUUAGGUUGAGCACUCAUUAACAUCCUUGCUCUCAAUCAUUGAUCAUAGGCUUAAUUCAAGUAAUGAUGGCUCAUUGUUAUUAAUUUUAUGGCCUUGAUAGCCUCCCAUUUGCUUGUAAAUUUUUUUAUUGUGAAAUGAAUUAAUUAAUUAAUGAUUAA